AUGUCGUCUCGAAAUAGACCAUCAGCCCCCAUCCAGCGGCAGACGGAAACAACUCCACCACUGCUAAACGCCCCCAUCACCUCAACCACUUCACACGUUGCAGAGCGACUCUUUACUAGCAAGGAAGUGCCACCAUGGUACAGCGAACCUUUUAUCUACACGGGGUAUCGCCCCAUCAAUUAUUCGGUUGAUUUCUGCCUACGAAGUCUCGCGUACCUGCACAAUGAAACCGUCAAUAUCUUCUCUCAUCUCAUCCCGGGUUUCAUAGCCCUCAUCCUUAUCAGCAUCAUCCCACGGUAUUUCGAUGAACAUUUCCCCGACGCCAGUUGGAAAGAUAUUGUGGUUGUUCAGAUAUACUUAGCCACCUCAGCUAUCUGUUUCACUAUCUCUGCCCUAUAUCACACCCUCCUCUGCCACUCGGAGUGGUAUCAUGGCCUCUGGGUGCGAUUUGACUACACCGCAAUCCUCUUCCAGAUGUUGGGUUCGUUCGUCUCCGGAAUUUACAUUGGCUUCUACUGCGAGCCCAACUUGCAGAAACUGUACUGGUCGAUGAUCGGUGGCUUGUCAUUGCUCUCGGCAGUCAUUGUGCUCAACCCGAAAUAUCAGAGCCGAAAAUGGCGGCCUCUGAGAGUUUCGAGUUUCGUCGCGACUGGCUUCUCCGCCUUUGCCCCCAUCAUCCAUGCAGCUCUCAUUUUUCCAUAUCAUCAGCUUGAUCAGCAGGCGGGACUGCGGUAUUACUACGUCGAGGGUGCUUUGGUCCUGAUUGGGACUGUCCACUAUAUGUCACACUUUCCCGAAUCGUGGAAGCCUGGGAAAUUUGAUAUCUGGGGGGCUUCACACCAAAUUUUUCACAUUUUCGUGGUGCUCUCCGCUGUUGUUCACUUCUACGGAAUUUUGUCUGCAUUCAGAUGGAACUAUGAGAAUCCCAGGUGUCCGGUGGGUAGUCAGGGUGUCAGUUUUGGAUAA
This is a messenger RNA of Dichotomopilus funicola, 966 nucleotides long. RefSeq names its product mPR-like GPCR protein. Gene Ontology annotation, cellular component: membrane. The transcript is spliced from 3 exons. Gene Ontology annotation, biological process: intracellular zinc ion homeostasis. Gene Ontology annotation, molecular function: signaling receptor activity. Bases 1 to 966 code for a protein of 321 amino acids. The record is from RefSeq and is a predicted model, not a curated record. Lineage: Eukaryota; Fungi; Ascomycota; Sordariomycetes; Sordariales; Chaetomiaceae.